Molecule: messenger RNA, 5221 nt
Organism: Polyodon spathula (Mississippi paddlefish)
Lineage: Eukaryota; Metazoa; Chordata; Actinopteri; Acipenseriformes; Polyodontidae
Gene: lrrc8aa
Product: leucine rich repeat containing 8 VRAC subunit Aa
Exons: 5
Coding region: 352-2784 (810 amino acids)
Molecular function (GO): protein binding
Source: RefSeq, a predicted model, not a curated record
CAAGUUUCAAUGAGCGGUACAUGUUCAUUAAAUUAAUAAGAGUAUUUUACCUAACGUUCGAAGGAUUUCCGUUCGCCUUUUUUCAUUUUAAAAAGUGAACAACUGCACAGCUUCCUGGGUGGAGGUGCAGUGAGGGAGGGAUAGUGGACGGUGAAAACUGCACCACCGAAAGACAAAAGAGGGGAAAAAAAAGAAGGGACACAUUUCAAGCAAACCGAACAGGUAUCUGCUCCCAUGGCGCGGAGGGAGAGCAGGGUCCCUCGAAAUUGUCGGGUUCACACACACAGGGACGUCAUACGUUUACAGCACCUGGCACUGGAAUACAGAUAGCACAGCCGCCAGGGGUAAACCAUGAUUCCCAUCACUGAGCUUCGUUACUUUGUUGACACCCAGCCGUCGUACCGAAUUCUGAAACCAUGGUGGGACGUCUUUACCGAUUACAUCUCUAUUGUCAUGCUGAUGAUUGCUGUCUUCGGGGGCACCCUGCAAGUCACCCAGGACAAGAUGAUCUGCCUGCCAUGCAAGUGGGUGGUCAACAAAACCUGUGACGACACUGUGAGGCUCCCUUCUGACCCAGUCACCCACCUGUACACCAAUUCCACCAUCACCCCUGUCCUUCAGCUCCCAGAACCCACAGGGAUAAAGUACGACCUGGACCGCCACCAGUAUAACUAUGUGGAUGCUGUGUGUUAUGAAAACAAACUGCACUGGUUUGCUAAAUACUUCCCUUACUUGGUGUUGCUGCACACACUCAUCUUCCUUGCCUGCAGCAACUUCUGGUUUAAGUUCCCCAGGACUAGCUCCAAGCUGGAGCAUUUUGUGUCCAUCCUGCUCAAAUGCUUUGACUCUCCCUGGACAACGCGCGCCCUGUCGGAGACAGUGGUGGAAGAGAGUGACCCGAAGCCGGCCUUCGGGAAAAUGAACGGCUCUAUGGACAAGAAGGCUUCCUCGGUGAGCGAGGACGUUGAAGCCAGUGUGCCCAUGCUUCAGAGGACUAAGUCUCGCCUUGAACAAGGGAUUGUGGACCGCUCCGAAACGGGAGUCUUGGACAAAAAGGAAGGGGAGCAGGCCAAGGCACUUUUUGAGAAAGUGAAGAAGUUUCGCACGCAUGUGGAGGAAGGGGACAUAGUAUACAGACUCUACAUCCGGCAGACCAUUAUCAAAGUGAUCAAGUUUGUGCUGAUCAUUUGCUACACGGGGUACUAUGUGAACAAUAUCAAAUUUGAUGUGGACUGCAUUAUUGAUAUUGAGAACCUCACGGGUUAUCGCAUGUACCGCUGUGCCCACCCUUUAGCCACCCUCUUUAAGAUCCUGGCUUCCUUCUACAUCAGUCUGGUGGUCGUCUAUGGGCUGAUUUGUAUGUACACCCUGAGCUGGAUGCUGCGUCGCUCCUUGAAGAAGUACUCCUUUGAGUCUAUCAGAGAGGAGAGCAGUUAUAGUGACAUUCCAGACGUGAAGAAUGACUUUGCGUUCAUGCUACACAUGAUCGACCAGUAUGACCCCCUCUACUCCAAACGAUUUGCUGUCUUCCUGUCGGAGGUGAGCGAGAACAAGCUGCGGCAAAUGAACCUCAACAACGAGUGGACGUUGGACAAGCUGAGGCAGAGGAUCACUAAGAACUCCCAGGAGAAGCUGGAGCUACACCUCUUCAUGCUGAGCGGGAUCCCUGACACUGUGUUUGACCUCCUUGAACUGGAAGUCUUGAAACUGGAGCUGAUCCCGGAUGUCACCAUCCCACCAAUCAUUGCCCAGCUUGUAAGCCUGAAAGAGCUCUGGCUUUACCACACGCCGGCCAAAAUUGAGGCCCCGGCUCUGGCCUUCCUGCGGGAGAGCCUCAAGUCCUUACAUAUCAAGUUCACUGACAUCAAAGAGAUUCCUCUCUGGAUUUACAGUCUGAAGAACCUAAUGGAGCUCUACUUGACGGGUAACUUGAGCGCGGAGAACAACCGCUACAUCGUCAUUGAUGGCCUACGGGAACUCAAGCAGCUUAAGGUCUUGAGGCUAAAGAGCAACUUGACCAAGCUGCCUCAGGUUGUGACGGACGUGGGGGUUCACCUACAGAAGCUGUCCAUCAACAACGAGGGCACGAAACUGAUGGUCAUGAACAGCUUAAAAAAGAUGGUGAACCUGACCGAGUUGGAGCUGAUCCGGUGCGACCUGGAGCGAAUUCCCCACUCCAUCUUCAGCCUUCACAACCUCCAGGAGAUUGACCUGAAGGACAACAACCUGAAGACCAUUGAGGAGAUCAUUAGCUUCCAGCAUCUUCACCGUCUCGUCUGCCUUAAACUGUGGUACAACCAAAUUGCCUACAUCCCUAUCCAGAUUGGCACCCUCACCAACAUGGAACGGCUCUACCUGAACCGGAACAAGAUUGAGAAGAUCCCCAGCCAACUGUUCUUCUGUCGCAAACUGCGCUUCCUGGACUUGAGCCACAAUAAUCUCACCUCCAUUCCAGCAGACAUUGGCUUCCUACAGAGCCUGCAGUACUUUGCUGUGACUGCUAACAGAAUUGAGGCUCUCCCACCCGAGCUGUUCCAGUGUAGGAAGCUGCGGACCCUGAACCUGGGCAACAACUGCCUGCAGUCCAUGCCCUCCCGAAUCGGAGAGCUGGCCAGCCUGACCCAGCUGGAGCUGCGGGGGAACCGGCUCGAGUGCCUCCCCGUGGAGCUCGGCGAGUGUCGGCUGCUGAAGCGCAGCGGCGUCAUUGUGGAGGAGGACCUCUUCAGCACACUGCCCCCUGAGGUCAAGGAGCAGCUGUGGAGGGCUGACAAGGAGCAGGCUUGAGCAGCAGAUAGGUAGCUGGCAAAAAAAGAAUGCAAGUGAGAACGUGAAUCGGGGGGGAAAUAAAAAAAAAAAUGACCCACCCGCCUGGGAACGGAAGUCUGAGAGAAAGAGAAGGGGGUCUGAACAACAACAAAAAUAUGGCUUCCAAAGCAGGAGUUAUUCCUCUGGGUCUGGAAGUACAAGGAACACGGACACUUUUCAGUGCAGCAGGAGGCACGGAGGGAAUCUGCCAUGAGGGAAAGGAAGGCAGCAGUCCAAAUGGAAAUAACCCUUUCUCUGGAACGGAGGGAUGACUUUUGACACUGCCAUGUAGCAACCAUGACAACAGUUAACCUCCAAAUGAACUUGCCAUGCAGACUUUGGACAGAUUUACAGAGCAGCUCGCAAAGAGGUGGUUUGACGGCUCUGUAGUUAGAAACUCGUCUGUAACUGAUGAGGAGGAAAUCUCUCUCUCUUUCAGUUGUACUGGGUUUUCAAGAGGAAAUUAUUAUUUUACUUUGGUAACCUAAGGUUAUAUACACAGGAGAACAUGAUUGCAUAACUUGGAGCCUUUAAUCAGUACAAAAGUACAGACUGAAUCCUUGUCUGGGCUCUCUUAAAAUUGCUGUUUUUUGGGGGCUAAUGGGGCUGCGGUUGUCAAAAACAUGCUGCAGAUGUGGCAAAGAGAAACCAACCUGGAUCGUUCCACAUCAAAUGGACCAAUGGUCCCUACCUCAUCAGCCUAGAUUAUUUUGAUAUUGCGUUUCAAUGUACCUAGAAGUGUUUUAGAAGAAUCCCAAAAUAUUAUCCCUCAACUUUAAGUGAAGGUAGGGGGUUAUCUUGACGUGUGAAAACGAGCACUGAAAAGGGAUCAUGUUUGAGAGGUCAGAUCUUUCAAAGUAUUCACACAAUCUUCUUGUACAAAUACAUUUUUAUUAGUGUCGUCUACAUUUGGCACCAUGGCAUAAACGUUUGUGGUCACCAGUAGGUAAUAGGUUGACGCGUUACUAAAGAUAUAGAGUACUUUUAAAAGAUUGUACCUCUUAAACAUGGCCCCAUUUCAGUGCUUGUUAUCUGUAAUAUUCGGGGAGUCUUCCAAAAACACUGCAAGAUAUGUCCAUCUAUCUAAAGAAUCUGAGAUGGUGAGGUGGGGAAGAUCCCAAAAUGUCCAUUUUGGGGAGGAAUGUCCCACCUACAUUUGAUCUAAAGAACACUAGUUUUCUACAGUCUUCACAGCAGGAGUGAGGAUCCCAUAAUAUUGUAGCUUUAUGACAAAUUGCAUGUAUGCCUAGAGCAGUGGUAGUGGCAGGGGCAGUGAAUGGUAAAUGAAAAGCCCUGUGUUGAACCCACUUGAGGUGAUCACAGCAGUUCACAGUACUUGACCAUGAUAUUGUGCCUGUGUUUAUGUGAAUAGCAAGAGAGCAUUUUUAAUGGUGUACUUUGAGUGUAGCUUACUGCAUUAUUUUCAUGUCCCCUUCAUGGUUUGUUUUACUUAAUGAAUUUUGUACACAGGGUAACCCCACUAAAUUGCUGGGAAGUAUUUCUGAUUAUGUUUAUGCAGUACAGUAGAUCAGGUAUGAAAAAAGAUCCCAGAUCUCCAAAAAUCCCUUCUUCAAAAAUAACAAGAGAAUAAGUAUUCUAUAAUAUAGGUACUAUGUGUAAAAAUAUCAAAGCAUAAAAACAGUAGCGUAUUGUGAAAGUCUGUUUUGACACCCAUAUAUUUUCUAUCCAGCAUUCAGUUUUAAAGGGGCUAUCCUGUGUUCAUGUUUUCAGUAGUAAAAUGUACUUGGUUGUAAAUGUAGAGCACAUGUGCCAUUCUGGCCAUCCCAGGUUGUAUGAAAGGUGCCAACAUUUCCACAGGAUCUGAGCAAAGGCUCUGCAUCAUCCACUGAAUCUUUGGCAGUAUUGAUCUUGGUGUUCCAGCCAAACUUUCCAAAGAGAGGUUUAUUUUUAUUUAGAAGCGAGCUAGCAUCAUCAAAUGUUUUAUACAGUAUUAUUUAAACAAACAAGCUAAAUACUGCACAGUGUAACAGCUGAGAUCGUCCUUCUCACUAUCAUCAGGCAGCAGUCGCUGGUUAUGAUUACAAUUCCCCAAAAUGUCAGGUGGGUCAGCUUGAAACCCUUUGCACGCCCAUGACUGCAGAGGAUCCAGUUCCUGGUGUUUUGGCCACUUAUUCCUGAUUGCAGUAACCAGUGUUUGCCUUAAGUUGAGAACGGUGUAAAUAUGUAGUGUGUAAGUGGAGAGUUUUGAGGCCAGUAUGAUUUUAAUAUGUGUGUGUGUGUGUGUGUGUAUAUAUAUAUAUAUAUAUAUAUAUAUAUAUAUAUAUAUAUAUAUAUACACACACAUACACAUAUAUGUAUACUUUUAAGCUUUUAUGUUUUAACAAGACCCAAUCAUCAUAAUAGCACUCCAUGUCUAAACACUGAAUCAUUAAAAAGACUGGUAAUUGAAAAUUGA